Messenger RNA from Olea europaea var. sylvestris, 2568 nucleotides. RefSeq lists its product as uncharacterized. NCBI's taxonomy places the organism in Eukaryota, Viridiplantae, Streptophyta, Magnoliopsida, Lamiales, Oleaceae. The record is from RefSeq and is a predicted model, not a curated record. The transcript has 2 exons. Bases 204 to 2414 code for a protein of 736 amino acids.
CUCAAGUAAAGUAUAUUCACCACACGUGAAUUCAGCCCAUUCUUCAUCACAUGGGCUAUUAUAAAUUGAAGCAAGGUUUCAGUGAUCCCCAAUUUCUCUACAAGAAGAAGAACAAGGAGAAGAAGCAGCAUUUUCAAGUUUCCAUCUAUCGGGUGUUCCAGGGUAGAACACGUAGCACCAUUCUGCGUUUCUGUCACUGAACCAUGACUGUCAAUGUCAUACCUAAAAGGCUUCAAAGGGUAUGGGAUAAAUGGAAUAUUCGUGGUUCGGUUCUUGCGAGUCUCUGCUUGCAGAUUUUGUUAAUCUUUCUUGCACCUUUACGAAAACAAGCUAGAGGGUAUAUCAUAAUCCCAAUAGUAUGGACUUCAUAUCUUCUGGCGGACUUCGUUGCAGCCUAUGCAAUUGGACUUAUAUCCAACAAUCAAGGAGACAAGUGUGAUAAAAGCAAUGUAAACGAUGCCCUGUCGGCCUUUUGGGCCCCAUUUCUGUUGCUGCACCUUGGUGGGCCAGACAGCAUCACUGCUUUCUCUCUUGAAGAUAACGAACUAUGGAUCCGCCAUUUGUUUGGCCUAAUAGCCGAGCUUAUUAUGGUUGUUUAUGUGUUUACACAGGCAAUUCCUUUUUCCUUUUGGCUUCAAACAUUGCUUGUUUUAUUGGCUGGUUUGAUUAAAUAUGCAGAACGUACACGUGCACUGUACCUAGCAUGCUUAGGUAACUUUAAGGAUUCAUUGAAACCAAAGCCAGAUGCUGGACCUAACUAUGCGCAGCUUAUGGGGGAAUACUCUUCAAUGCUGGAAGCGGGAUUGCCUGUAAAAUUUAUAACUGUCAAUGAAUCUGAGAGACAAGGCAACAAGGAAAAUGAGAGACAAGCCAACUCUGAGGUGAAGCCGCUAAACGACAUUGAAAUUGUACGAGAAGGAUUCAGAUUCUACCAGAUUUUCAGGGGACUAAUUGUUGAUCAUAUGUUUAGCUUCCAGGAACGCGAUGAGAGCCGGAGUUUCUUCUUAGGUUUGAAUGCACAAUGCGCUUUCAGGGUAAUGGAGGUAGAGCUCAAUUUCAUGUAUGAUGCACUUUUUACCAAGAUGGCCACAGUGUAUAAAAGCUAUUUGGGUUACAUUUUCCGCUUUAUUUGCACUGCUUUGAUAGUAGCUACAUAUAUUCUCUUCCAAUCGCAUCAUAAGCCACAUAUCCACCCAUUUGACAUUGCCAUUACCUAUUCUUUGCUUAUUGGUGCUAUUAUCCUGGACAUUGUAGCUCUCAUCAAGCUCAUCCUCUCUGAUUGGACUUUAGCUCUUCUCAAGUUAAAGAAGGUCUUACGGCCGAUUUAUACAAUCGGGAAGUAUAUUUCAUUUCGCCGCCGUUGGUCUGAAUCCAUGGGUCAGCACAACUUGAUCAGUUUCUGCUUGAAGAGACGGUUUAAAUUGUUGGACGAAGUGGUUGAAUAUGUUGGACUCAAGGAAAUAUUUGAAUUCAUGAUGCACAGGGACUUCAUUUCUGUAGAGAACGACUUGAAAGAUUUCAUUUUCAAUCAGCUUAAAGCAAAGGCUGAUGAAGCAAAGGACGCAAUAAGUGCAAGGGAGAUACAUUCUUCUAAAGGUCAUAUGGCUGUUCUUCGAUAUACUAGUAGAGAAUCAAUUGUGGCGACUGUGGGCGAAAAUGUAGAGUUCAAUGAGAGCGUGUUGAAGUGGCACAUUGCUACUGACAUAUUGUAUUUCGAGAGUACAGAACUUAAAGACAAUAAGAAUAAUCGAAAUUUCAGCAAGAUCGUUACGGAUUGUAUAGUGAAACACUGGAAAAAGAAGAACCCGAUUACUGAUCGGAAAGAAGCUCAUGAUGUAGAUCAUAAGAAACUCUGCAACCAACUUUCAGAUUAUAUGUUGUAUCUUCUUUUCAUGCAACCUUCGCUGACGUCUGCAGUAUCAGGUAUUUUUCAAAUCAGGUUCCAGGACACUUGUGAGGAAGCCAAGGAAUUUCUCCGCAGGUUUAAGAUGACUCCCGACCGAUCCCGGCCAUCCGACCAAACAAUGGAAAAAGAAGCACGUGCUGAACUACUGAAAGUAGCUACGCCAGUCAAGCCAGUUGAAAUCAAGGGCGAUAGAAGCAAAUCUGUGCUGUUUGAAGCCUGCAUGCUUGCUAAGGAUCUAAAGAGAGUUGAUGACGACAAAAUGUGGAAGAUGAUGAGUGAAGUGCUGGUCGAAUUGCUUAGCUAUGGCGCCAGUCAUUGCAGAGGAAACGCGCAUGCUCAGCAGCUAACCAAAGGCGGGGAACUAGUCACUUUUGUUUGGCUACUGAUGGCACAUUUUGGGUUGGGUGAUCAAUUCAGGAUACAGGCUGGACAUGCAAGAGCUAAACUUAUCACGGAGACAGAGAGAGAGAUGUCUGAGGAAAACACUGAGAAAGAAUCGGCCAUGUAAUUUUGUAUACUCUUCUGCUGUUUUGUCCUUUGUAAACUUGAAUAAUAAUAGCUGUUGGUGUGGUGAAGUUUUAAUAAAGUCACAAGAUAUGUGAAAUGUCUGAUCACUUGUGUGUAUUUUGUGCAAUAUUGAAUUAUAUAUAUUUUGUUGUUCA